CCCGGUCAAUUCUACUACAUAAACCCUAACCCUAAUUCAUCCAUCAAUUGAAUCCACCACAACAUGGCGGAGCAUCUAGCCUCAAUCUUCGGCACAGAAAAGGACCGUGUGAAUUGCCCCUUCUACUUCAAGAUCGGAGCUUGCCGUCACGGUGACCGAUGCUCGAGGCUUCACACCAAACCCAGCAUCAGUCCGACUCUCUUGCUCUCAAACAUGUACCAGCGCCCUGAUUCCAUCACCCCUGGUGUUGACCCGCAGGGCCAGCCUCUCGAUCCUCGCAAAAUCCAGGAUCAUUUUGAGGAUUUUUAUGAAGACUUGUUUGAAGAGCUGAGCAAGUACGGAGAGAUUGAAAGCUUGAACAUAUGUGAUAAUUUGGCUGACCACAUGGUGGGGAAUGUGUAUGUCCAGUUUAGAGAAGAAGAACAUGCUGCAAGUGCUCUUCAGAAUCUGACUGGAAGGUUUUAUGCAGGUCGCCCCAUCAUUGUGGACUUCUCUCCAGUGACUGAUUUCCGUGAAGCUACAUGUAGGCAGUAUGAAGAAAACGUAUGCAAUCGUGGUGGUUACUGCAACUUCAUGCAUUUAAAAAAGAUUGGCAGAGAGUUGAGGAGGCAAUUAUUUGGGAGAAGUCGAAGGAGGAGAAGUCGAAGCAGGAGCCAUAGUCCUCAGAGGCACCGUGGUUACGACGAGCGUGGCGGUCGUGGUUCAGGAAGAAGAGGUGAUUACGAUCAUCACGACAGUGACAGAGACAGGGGCAGUAGGAGGCCCAGAAGCAGCAGGAGUCCACCUCGAAGAGGGGGACGCAGCAGAAGUCCAGGUGCAAAGAGAAACCGAAGCCCAGUUAGGGAAGGAAGUGCUGAGAGGAGGGCAAAGAUCGAGCAAUGGAACCGAGAAAGGGAGCAAGCCGACUCCCGCCCGAAAGCCGCCAAUGAUGAAAAUAACGAUGGGCCUGCUGCUGCUGCUUCGCCAAAUGGAGAUCAGUAUUAUGACCCUCGCCAGCAACGUGAUGAAGGAGGCUAUGAUAACUGAUCAAAGCCGCAUCUUCCGGAGUACAGGGUACAGGGGAUCACUAGCUGCAUACCGUCUGAUUGCAUAAGCCUUAGGGUUAACUGCUUUAAAAAAGUGACUAACUUUGGUCAAAACUUUAAUUUCAAAACCCCGUUCAGUCGCUCUAAAUUGCAUUUUAGUCCUUGUCAUACAGCAAGCAACCCUGCUUGAGGAAUAAAUUUUAUAGAAUCCCACAAUAAACAAAUUCGGCGUUUAAGAUGAGAAAAAACUAAUCAAAUUUGCAAUUUUUGUGGUAUUUUUAAUUUUUUAUUAGGUCGAAGUUUUUGUUUUUGCAAGGAUAGGUUGCCCCAGUGUUUUUGCAGGCCUGACUUUUCCAGAUUAUAUAUACAUAAAGUUUCAUAAAUAUCAGAUGGGAGGAGUUGCAAUUCAUUGGUACAAAAGUUUAAUUAAAUGUAUAUAAAGAAAGAGACGCGAUCUUACGUAGUUUACUAGUUUUGCAGGUUCAGGUAUCCCUGCAUCAAGGAUCCGGCCUUAUUUAUCACAGCUUACAGUUGUUAUCUUUGUAUACAGGUUGACUUGAUACAUCUUCAGGGGCAGAUAACAAAUGUUUGCGUGGGGAAGAAAAAAUACAAAGUUUAUGUGGCUUUUCUCUUUUCAUGUACCUUGAACUGCUGUUAAACUUAAAGAUGGUAUUCUGUUUUCUUGGAAUAUUAGUUUCUCUUCUUUGCGUUUUUGUUCACGUUGUAUGGCUGUUGAGAUAUUUACCAACUCUUUUGGCUCUGUUUUUGGUCGGGUUGUAUGUGGAUGCUGCAUCACCUGGUUUGAUUGGUUAAAAACUAAAAUGCGUGCGAUUUUAUUA
Molecule: messenger RNA, 1864 nt
Organism: Helianthus annuus (common sunflower)
Lineage: Eukaryota; Viridiplantae; Streptophyta; Magnoliopsida; Asterales; Asteraceae
Product: splicing factor U2af small subunit B
Exons: 6
Coding region: 64-1026 (320 amino acids)
Biological process (GO): mRNA splicing, via spliceosome
Cellular component (GO): spliceosomal complex; U2AF complex
Molecular function (GO): metal ion binding; pre-mRNA 3'-splice site binding
Source: RefSeq, a predicted model, not a curated record